AUGGCCCAAGGAAGCCUUGUUGCUCAGUCAGGGACUGCAGGCCUCAAAACAUCAUUUCGACCCUGUCUUGUAUUAACUCGAAAUCUUGGGACCCUGUACUGCAAGUCUUCUUGUCCUCCAAAACGGAAUUCUGUUAUGAAUACAGAUUGGAACUGGGCCCGACAAACUGAAUAUAUCAACAAAGCUAUCGAAGGACGUAACGAAGAUGUAGGAACGUCGAGAUCAGACUGUGAAGUGAGGUUCUAAAGUCUUAUACCUUAUACUAACAUGCUAUCGAUAAAACGUUUUAGAGUUUGUAACUUCCUGGGGGACAUGUUGGUUUAUAGAAGCCAUAUCCUUUUCCUUAAACAAUGUUACCGGCAUAUUUGCAGUCUCCCCUCCCCUCCAAAUAUUUCACUUGAGAAUCUAUCUCAUUCCUGCCAGCUUAGUUUUCGUUUUCUUGAAGUUGAUGUAAAAGUCCCUUCAAGGAAUUGAAGAUCUUUAUACCGAGUACUGAGUACAUGCAGUAAAAGCCCACAUAAGAAACUAGAAUUUUCGAGGUCAGGCUGAACGGAUUCUUAUAUUAUGGGAUCGUUUUUCACAAUUCAAGGCCGAUUAGGUACUUGAUAGGUUCUUAUUUUUCCGACGUUGUCGUAGCGUAAUUAUUGGCAGAAUAAUUGUGCUACUGAUAUACAGUUGCUUAUGGAAAACAGAUUUCUAGUGAAAAUCCAAACAAACGUAAAUCAAAGAAAACAUAACACAAUGACUUUUUUGUAGAAGUUUUUUCACCCAAUUAAAAUCCAGAAUUUGUCCAUCAAAAUGGGAGUGUUUUUUUGUAUAAGAACCUAUUUUUCUUUUCAAGGCUGCAAGGGUUCUUAUAUUUUUGGGUAUUUCAAAGCCAAAUUUCAGCCCUGUACAUGUAGGUUCUUAAAUCACUAGGUUCUUUUAAUUUAUGUGGGCUUUUACUGUAGUUGUAGAUAUCAAAAUAGGGGCAGGAAUGCAGGUAUGAAUCUGACACAUGUACAUUAGUUGUGGUAAUUACCAUCGAAUUCAAUCUUCAAAUCACUUAAAAAAACAGCUAAGUAAUCAUUUAAUUGAUUAUCUAUACACUGAUUAUUUGAAAAUUGAAUUUGUUAAUCGAAUAAAAAAAAAGGAUGUAGAGGUAAGCCUUAUCUUGAAUGUCUGUAAAAUAAAAAGGCUCUACACGUUUGACCACGUUGCCUCUUAUUGAAAUCUACAACAUCAACAUUGUUUACAGUGCUUCCCUUGUAUCUAAAUAAUCACAAUCUUGUUUGUUACGUGUACAUAAUAAAAAGGGACUUUUUGUACGCGGCAAAUAAAUAUCACAUAAAAAUUUCAGAUUAAAGUUACUCUUGAAGACGAGACUUGAGUCUCGUAACAACAACUUUUGUCGCCAAAGCGAAUGUUAGUUUGUUUAUAAUUAUUGACUUUUCAGUCGCAAUUAUCAGACUCAGCUGUAGACAGGUCAACGGACUCAGGAAUUGAAGCAAGUGAUGGCCUUCGCGUUGAUGAUUGUAAGUUAAAAGCGCAAUAAAUCCUUGUAAAGAAAACUAUUUCUAGUAGUAUAUUACAGUGUCUAAGGAGGCGCGUAGCGCCGAGUUGCUUUUUUAACUCUUAGAAAACGACAACGAGUACUUAAAUAGGAACCUUACAGCAUAUUACCUUCGAUACGGUGCAAAAGGUUUUAUGUAAAUUUUGUAAAAACGCAUUUUUUUUGCGCAAGUUGAAUUUACGAAAGUCUCGAUUGUUUGUUUCUUCGUUGAAUUCUUUUUUAAAUUAUAUAGAUAUAUAUACUUUACCUUAUAAGGUAGGGUGCGUCCUUUAUUAAUACAGGGGCAUUGAACUUUGACAAACUUUUUGUUAUAACUUUUACGUUUUUAAGGCGAUGGGUACGACACUUUGAGAUAAUUACAGCUACCAUUCAGCACUAAUGGGGAACAAUCCGAUUUUACUAGUUAUGAAUAUUUUUUUUUAUGAAAUUAGCUAUUAUUUGCACCCCAAGUUUCUAGGAAAAUUUAGUCUAUUGAAAAAUGUUACUGACCUAAUAUUUUUAACUGAAAUUUCUAGGAUAGGCUUUUAUUGAUGUAUUACAUCAAUUAAUCAAAGGAAUACACUUAGAUAGUAAUGUGUGUGAUAAAAUCAGUGAAGUUGGCUGACUCAUAAGUAAUCUUUAAUGAUAGAAGUGAUGUCACGAUGAUGUCAUUUAUUAUUAGGAAUAUCUGGAACCAUUUGUCAUCUUAGAUCUGGUUCCAGGCUCUCAGAUAGUGGGGAAGACGCGAAAGGAAAAGGCACGCGAAAAUUUGGCGGGGCGAAAAAGAGGAAAAGGAAGCCCCUUCUCUCCCCACUUUCGUCCCGUUUUAUUUUCGUGUUUGCGCUUUCUCAAUUCAGCGGACCUGACUAUCUCGGAGCCUGGAACAGGCUAUCUUAGAUCUUAAUUAGAUGUAUUCCAUUUUACUUAAAACCAGUAUAAAUCGAGGCAAUCGUGAUAGAAACUUUGAUCUGUGUAUAAGAGGAUACUUAGCAAGCAACAACAACAACAAAAAAGGAAGUCAUGGAAAUCUGAAAUAAACUCUGUCUAAAACUGAAUGACUUAGCAUUUGCCAGUGGGUCAUUUUAAGUUCAUGUUUAUCCUCAAAUUAGUCGCCAAAAAGUCUGGAUUACAUCAACAUUUAUAAUUGUAAAUUUGAUAAAAUAAUAUUCCAACUUAGAUGUAAUACAAAAAUGCAAGACCGUAAAUCCUCUAUUAACCCACCUCUCAAAUAAGCCCCCUCCCUCUAAUAAGCCCCCCCCCCCCCCCCCCCUCACCCCCCCACACUUCUUCCACCCCCAAAAAUUAUACACUAUUUUAAAAAUUCUCACACGUAAACAAUCUUUAGGCCUAAAUUGGAAUAAAUAUUUACCAAACUGAUGUUUAGAUAUUUUUUUUGUUACUGGAUUGAUGUCCUCAAACUGUUUAUUUUUUGUCUUUUCUUCUCUAUAAAGCCCCCCCCCCCCCCGGGGUGGGGGGCUUAAUCGAGGAUUUACAGUGAGUAAAAAAUAAAAAUAAAACAUUUUUAUAGAAAAAAAGUGUAAAUUUGGAAAACGGGGCUGUCAAAACUCAGUUGCCAUGGUUACUUCAAUGUUGACGUACACGUCAUGACGCCUCUAAUGUUCCUAGUUGAAUAGUGUCAUAGCUUGAAGAGCUUUGAAGUUAUUCCCAUUAUUAUGUGCGGAAACGGCGAUAAGUUUCUCGAAAUGAAACGUUCCAUUUGCAUCUAUCAUUUGCAUUUUGCUGAUAGAAGGCGAGUAGAGAGAACUAAUUUUGAGCGAAAAAUUCAAUCGUCGAGACCACAGAGAAACCGAAAUCUCAACCCUGCACCAUUCUGGUAUUACACUGUAUUAUCUAUUUUAAUAGCCAAUGUAUUUUAUCGCAACAUCGUUUGUUGUUGCGUUAGUUGUCUCAAGUUUCACAAACGCUGGAAACUUUAACGCUGUCCAUGUCGAAAGGGUGCCUGAACUUCAAGAUCAUGGAGAAUGCCAUAUCUCUGCCGUAUCUUCUAAUUAGAGCAAUGAAGUAAUGACCAGCAGUGGUAAGGAAAGGCUUAGGUUUUUGGCGCCUCUGAAAGAAGAUAUCAAAUCUGAUUAUUUAACGGUGAUUGCCUUAUAGAAAUAGACAAAACUGUUGCUUUCUCUGAUUCAUACUUCAACCUGCUAUAUCAAUGUAGAAUUAAAACCAGUUGGGAUUUUUCACCACGUUAUGUUCAAUUUAAAUUAUAUUUUUUCAUUAUCUUUGAAUCUUUGAAAAGCCCCAGAAGGGGAGAGGGUGAUUAAAGUAUUGUCAUUAUUAUUAUUAUCAUUAUUAGUUCCGUUGCUUACCCAAGCUGCAAGACAUCCUAGAAAAAGGAAAAAUUCAGCAAAACAGGCACAAUUUUCCUGUAUAACAUCUCAUUUUUAAUCGAAUGCAUGCAAACUUCGACCAUCGAACCUAAUCAGUCAAACUCAAUCAAACUUCGAUUGGGUUCGAUAACUAAAACUUUUCGGUGAGAGUUCGAUUGUGUUCGAUUACCGAACUUAAUCGAACCCAAUCAUUCGAUUAAGUUCAUUUGAGUUCGAUUAAGUUCGAUUGAUAAAAUGUUCGAUUUGGUUCGAGUGAUUACGCCGGGUAUGUGAUCAUAGUCUGAUUUCUCAGCAAAUCCAUCUUAAACUGGUGAGGAAACAUUUUGUUGAAUCACAGUGGUUCCGCUUUGAUGAUUGCCUGCCUCAACCUGAAUUAAUUCAUCUUGGGAAAAAAAAAAACAAAAGUGAAGUUGUACAGUUCACUUUUGUUAAACACACAGAAUCGGUGUGAUAAUUUGAGAGUCAUUGUGGAGUGCGAAUACAUGAAAACCGACUAAUUCGUAAUCGCGUGUUGCGUGUACUAUGUCGCAUGAUAACAUCGUACGACACGUUCUCUCGCGCGUGGCUCUUUUGAAUCUCAUGCUGUUUUAGCAUUUCGACUUGUUUACGCGGGCCAACCAUAAUUAUAUUCAUAUCGUAUGGUACGUGUACAGUGUCGCGAGAUGGCAUCGUACAACACGUUCUAGCGCGUAGCUCAAGCGAUUUUUUUUUUGCAACAUUUCGACUUGUUUCGUGUAUGUUUGUUAUCUAGACCAGCAUUCUUGAAACAACACGGAUCUAGCAGUAUCUAUUGCAAACACGCGAGUCUUGUGUAUAAUAAGGUACGUCGCACUCUUUAUGCUAUAGAAAACAACACAUUAGGGAGUCAGUUGUUUUCUUUUAGUUCCUAUAAAACUUGCAAGUUCCCGGACAGUGGCCACUCGAAAUGUUGAGCGCGUUUUACGACGGAAGACGUUGCCAUAAGAUACGUCAAGUUGUCAACUAAAAAGCCAAUGAACAACAAAACUUGGAAACAAUUGAAUUACAGUCUGAGGCCUUGUUUUUAAUGAGUGUUUCAAGGGCAAAGGCUGCUGUGCGCUGAUUUGUAGUAAGAGAUGUAACUCACUUUUUCCGCUCUUUAACAUAACUGUUUGCAGCUUCAUGUGCUAAGGAUUGGUGGAUCAAUUCAAGGCAAUAGAUAAUCUAUAGGUAAGUUGUUAAAAGAUUACGAAACGACUGAGCAAAUAAUAAUUUAAUUCGAUUUUCACUUCCGCCGUGGUAAAUUAGCCAGAGUUUAAAACUGGUUGAAUGUAAAAACAAGUCCGUUCAGUUUGCUUUCACUUGAAGUUUUCUUUCCCAAGACCUUGGUAAACUUAACGUAACUUUCUUAAACGGGUAUCCAUGAGAUUGGCUGUACCCUCUCAAUAGUUUUGUGAAUGCCCUGCGGGAUUAACUGUUCAAUUGUGCUUGCUAUGAGAAGCAAUUAAUUAGCCAAAGAUCGAGUAAGGGAGCAGGUGAUUGCUUUAAGGGAACUUUAAACCCGACUGUUUGAUCUCGUUUGAUGGUUUGGCAUUUCAAGAAAUUACAAAAUUUCUUAUAUUUCUGCUACUUUAGUUAUCGGGUGUGAUCAUAGUCUGACUGCCUGCCUUAGUCAAAAUGAAUUACUGUAAAUUCAUUGAAAAAGAAUCAAAAGAGAAGUUAUAAAGGUCGGCUUUGUUAAACAUACAGGAUCGGAUCUUUGAGUCAUUGUGGAGUGCCAAUACAUGAAAACCGACUAUUGAGAAAUCGCGUGGUGCUUGUACAAUGCCGCGAGGUAACAUCGUACAACACGUUCUUGCGCGCGUGGCUCUUUUGAAUUCCACAUUCUUGCCGCAACAUUUCAACAUCCUUUAUGCAUUUUUACCACACCCGACUGAUCACAUUCUUUAACUGUCUAAUAAGCUUGAAAACAACAAAAAUAGUAUGUAUGUCAAACAAGGGAGUCCAGUAAUCACUGCAGCAACACAUUGCCUAUAACUACUAACUGGAAAAAUCAAAAUAUUAGGGAGUCUGAUGUGUCUUCUCUUCCUAGAGUAUUUAGUCCCCAGAAAUCGAAAACUUGGGUGCAUUUUACGCCAGGUCUCUUUGAUUUAUAAGAUACGUCAAGCUGUCAAAUGAAGAGCCAAUAAAAUAAGACCCAGUAGCACGUGAUUGAAACACGGCAUGUGCCCCUCUUUCUUAAUGAGUUCACUAAAGUCAAAACCGGUGGUACACUGAUGUAUGUCGUUUGAGGUGCAACUUACGUUUUCCUCUUUAACUAACAUCUUCGUAUACUAAGGAAUAGUGGAGCAAUUCAAGUCAAUACUAGUUGAGGUAAUCUUCCUUUAUAUUGCUAAGCUGAAUGCGGCUUUUUAGGCUUGUGUAGUGACACUGAAAGAAAAAUAGUUUAUUUCGAUUCCCACCUUCUCCUUAAGAAAGGAGAUGUCGACUGAAAAUUAAGUGUACGAUCGAGGUUUUUGGGUAUAUUAUCUAGACUAAAUGUACAAAAGUGAAACUGGUCGGUUAAAUGUAAACUAAGCAGGCACGUUCCGGUUUGCUUUCAUUUCACUGGAACUUCCUUCUGCACCCAAAUCUAGGAUGGCUUCAAACGUCGGUUCUACGCUGUCACUUUCCUUAAGAAUUCCCCUUUUUACCUGGAAUUCAGAUUAUAAAUAGCAUUUUGUUUCAAAGGAACUCCAAAUCCGUGAGUGUUUAAUCUCGUUCGACGAUGUAGCAUUUCAAGUAAUCACAAAAUGUCUGGUCAAGUUUCGUCCCCAUGUCGUGGGAUGAAGAAAACUUGGUUUAAUCGACUAAGUAUUUACAUCCACAGAGCUUUAAUCUCGAAAAAACCUUCCAGUUAGCUGAUUGUGUGCCUGAAACUGAAUUAUUUUGUCAUUAAAACAUAAAGUGUCAAGUUUGCUUUUGGAGUCAGUGUUGCGAGUAAUUGAAACUUUAGUUUGAUCGAGAGGAAUUGAUCGGUUUCACACAAGUGAUAAGAAUAGGAGAGUGUGGCCAAAAAAUUGACGUCGCUUUUAAUAUAAACAUCUAUAUCAGUUGAUGAUACUGGCCAUGCAGGAUUCCUGAACAGCCAGAUUAAAUUCAUAAUUUGAUAAUUUGAUAAAUAAAGUAGCCAGCCAAGCAAGAGCUCUUCUUCCCCUUAUUUCCGCGUGGAUGUGUUAAAUAUGCAAAUACUUGCACACUAGAAAGUUCUAAGUUAUUGCUAGGUUCAGCUUCUUUUCAGUUAAACUGUUUCCAGUGACCAACGGUUAAAAACAAAAACAAACAAAACCAAAACAAAAGUGAAACUGAGUGACGAUGAAUAACAAGCAAAGAUUUCAUCAUAGAAUAACUGACGGUCACGUGAUCUGAAUCCUUUGAAAAACGCACAAAACAACUCCUGGUGGAAAACUCAAACGGCCUUUUCACUUGCGGGAACGUCUGAGAGCUUCGAUGUAUAUGCUGCUCAGUGAAUACGAGAAUUAUUUACUGAUUCAUUAAGAUUUUGAAGGGUAAGUUGGUAAUUAAGCUGAAUUAAACUUUAUGCAUAUUCAAACCGUAACUUUCGUUCUACUCACUCGACUAUCACGCGUAGGUAGAGAAAUGUAAAAAGAAUCGUGUCGAGUUCGAGUUUAGACCGCGGCGUUGAGAUCGAGACCUAAAUAAAGUUAAUGAUGCUUUCGCGAAUUUAUUUUUCUUUAUUUCGCGGUCUGAGAGGGCGCGCGAGUGAAAUCUGAUUUUAUAGCGAAAGUCGAUCUGACUUGCAACUCUUUUUUUUCUGUUAUAUAGGUAAUAUCUUGUUGUACAAAGUACUGUCCGCAAGGAGAAGGAAAACGGGUUUGUUCUUCACUUCUACGUCUCCUUUUACGUUAGCUGUCUAAUUUCGCGCGAGUUAAACCUUGACUUGAGAGUCUCCUCGCGAGUUUAAACAAUGGCUCACUGAUUUCUCGCGAGUUCUUUGUAACUUUGUCUCGCGAGUUUGCCCUAGCAAAUGGUAGACAAGGAGGAACGAUGUAGAUAGUUUCUCACGAGUUUAACGCUCCUGUCAGUAUAUAUUUCCUCGCGAGUUAAAGACUAACUUAGAGUAUUUAGAAUCUUGGAAUGCUCUAACAACAAUAUUUUUAAUCAGGUCAAUACUUAAGUGUAUUUACGAAAAGGGUGUUAACAAUAAAUUAAUCAGACUCACUAAUUAUGGGAAAGUUUCCCAAUUUGAAUGUAAAAUCUAACUAUAAUCUGCACGAAAACAUAUCUUUUACCAAAGGGCUCUUUCGCUGAGAUCUGUAUGAGUAUAAUCUAAAUCCAAUAUUGCUUAAAGUAUUUCUGCUUUCUAGAAAUAUCAACCCUAGAUAGGGUUGUAGGACGAGAUAUUUUUUAAAUGCAUCAUUCGGAUUAAAAUUUGUUUUAUGUCCUAUGGAGAUCAGCGAUUUUAUUUUGGGGGGGGGGGGGACAAGGGGGCAGCUGCCCUCCUGGACCUGUUGAGCCAGAAAAAUAAAGUAUUUGGAUGGAUUUGUUUUCUUUAGACUCAGUUAUUUUGGUUUUAGGGAUUUGCAAUAAUUGUUUGCCAUUUUUAUUUUCGAGGUCGCUUUUUCGGAGACAUUUUUUAUGCGUGAGAUAGUGUGAAUAUAAAAUAAAACCACAUUAUUGUUAAAGUUUUGUGCUUUAUAAAAAAAAGCAAACCAGAGGGGGGUUGUGGUAUAUAUUUUUUUUAUAAAUCUUUUUUGGAUUAAAAUUUUUUUUUUGGUCUAGGGGGGAGCAGGGUUUUUUUUGGGGGGGGGGGGGGGGACAAGGGGGCAGCUGCCCUCCUGGACCUGUUGAGCCAGACAAAUCAAGUCUUUGGAUGGAUUUGUUUUCUUUAGACUCAGUUAUUUUGGUUAUAGUGACUUGCAAUAAUUGUUUGCCAUUUUCAUAUUCGAGGUCGAUUUUUCGGAGACAUAUCUCAUGACAAGUGCUGAAAAAAACGUUUCAGAGCCUUCACAUUUGAAACUUUUCCGGGGGAGGAUACUCCCAGAUCCCCUAUAAGGCACUCGCGAUAAUGCCCCCCCCCCCUCCCCCUGUUACAAAAGACCUAGCUACGGCCCUGGAGCUUGAUCGUCCGGGUGAACGUAGUCCUGAAUAGCCUGAUUAGUGUUGUUGCAGUUGACAGUGACUGACUUUUCGACAACCUGUGCGGUAGUCAUCUUUAGAGUCAAAGUGAGUUGUAUCACGUCAGUUGAUGGUAUUUUACUCUGGUUAUUGACCUUAUUGGUUAAUAACGUCGUAUCGGGGUUAAGAUAACCGAGGGCUAGUGCGAAAUAUGAAUUCAGAUAUAAAAAGCGGCUUUAAAAAGCAAAUUCAAUUUUAUUCUUUUUGUCUACAAUUUCUUUAAAAAAAAUUGAAAAAAUUAUCUGGGAAAAUGCUUGUGAACAAAAGAAAAAGAAACCCGGCUUAAUAUUAAGUCCCGGGUUAGCGCUAAUCGGCCUUCGAGCAACUGGGACCUUGAUAUUAGACAUUCAGGAUUUUGCACGUGUGCAUAUAACAGGGGGCUUAUUUGUGGGAAGUGGGUGUGGGUUUCCAGGCUAAAUGAAGAAAUCACGCAUGUGGAAAGUCAUUCGUAGUAAAUAGAAACUCAAUGGUUAUUGUUGUUGUUGUUUACUUUAUGCUGUCUCUGUUUACAAACAGGUUGCAUCCAUGGCGCAAUCACAUGCUGUUGGGGGCUCUGUUCAACAGACCUUACAACAAAACAUCGAUGAACCAGUUCCCCUAAAACGAAAGAAGAAAGACUCUGGGGCACCAGCUGGAAAGAGUGUAGUGGUCUUGAAAAGCUGUGAUGUCACCAUAGGGGAUAAUUAUGUACGCAUGCCAAAUACAGUUGAAAUGGCACAACUGAAAAAGAAGGACAAGGGACAAUUCUUAACAAAUGUGCAGAUAUCUUCGAAAAUGACACAAAAGGACAUUAGAGAGCUAUUAAUCAGCUUAUUUCCUUACCUUGGAGAUCAAAGGUAAAAGUUCUGCUGUUGAUGUUAAUAUUCUCGAAGAAACUUAAGGUGGCUCGACUGAAUUUUUUAGGGAGUAUACUUCCCCACUUUGAGCGUUUACCACGUCGGCAAUAACAAGGAUAUCGGAAAAAGGUUACCAUGGCAGCAUAAUGACGCUAUUACGUUUUUUACUUGCCUUUGUAUUUCUCAGUACAAGGAGUUUUUUUUCAGAAAUCCCUUAAGGGAGCUUGUUGUGCACGUGCAUAUGAAACUUAAAAACAAUGCCAGUGAAUAAUGAGGUGACACGCACUUGUAAACACAAAAUCUGUUGGAAAGUUUUUGAAAUUUGAAGCCCCGUUUAAUUACGUUCCUUGUUUUCAAUGUCCUUGAAACUUGGAGGAGACGUACAUUGAUGAUUAAUCUCGAGAUUUUCAAGCUUUUACAAAAAUUUAUCGUGCGGUUUUUAAGAAACCGUGAAAUUUGUAGGCGGGGACCAAAUUACAUUAAAAAGUGGUAAAGAAAGCAGCCGUAUGUAGGCUUCUCAAAUUCCUCUUUCUUGCAAUCGGCCAAAGCAAUCCCCCUCUUUUUUCGUACAAAGUUUCAGAUGGAAUAAGACCACUAUGAGAUGGAACUGCAUUUCCUGACCUCAUCAUUUUCUUAAGAUAUUAGCUAAUUAUGUCGAUAGUAUGUUUAUUGUUUUUAUGACUCAAUUAAAACUUUGUUUCAAAAUAUUUCGAAAACGCUGUCACAGAAUUUGGUCAAAUUUGCCAUAACCGAGGCAACUAAGGGAAGUACAAGCUCCCUUAAGCGAUUUCCGGAAAAAAGAACUAAUAGUACCGAGAAAGGCAAGUAAGAGGUAAUGGCGUCAUUAUGUUACCAUGGUAACUCUGAGGUCAAUAAAACAUGGAUCAUAAAAAGAUUUAUACAGAGCAGCUGUGGUAACCUUUUUGCGUUAUCUUUGUUACUGCCGACGUAGUAAACGCUCAAAGUGGGGAGGUAUACUCCCUAACAAAUCCAGUCGAGCCACCUUAAUAAUCAAUCAGAUACCCUCUAUCCUGGCGAUACCUAAUUGCUUGAACAAGGGGACUUAGUUGCCAACGAGCAAGCCAAGCGAAGACGGUCGGCUUGCGAGGCGGCCAGCUUAAUACCACGCAAAGUAUUGCAGCAGGCAGAAAAAUUCUCGAUCGUGCUAUGAAAAGUGUAAUGUAAGUGUAAUGUAAGGUGUAGAUUCCGUGGGGAUUUUAGUGGCGUUAGAUUUCACGUGUAGAUUCACGUGACUUUUGAUGUCCUUUGCUGUAAACAAACGAACCUUCAAAGUUCGGACAUUGUUCUCUGCCAGACUACUGUACUUGUACGAACUACAACUCGCUAUUUCAAGUUCGCGCUAACCUAUAAAUGUUCAUUCCCUUUCGCUGUUUGAAACUCGACAAGUUUAAGGUUCAAAAAUGUCUAAGCAGAAGAAUGAGAGCGAUUUUAAGGCCAACAGCAUGACAGAAAUGUAGGAUCGAGGAGUGCUUGUAGUCGACAUUCUCGCCCCAGCAGCUAAAAUGGUUUUAUAAGCAUUGGCACCAAAACCGGUGAUGUAAGCAAAUUCUUUUUCUUUCGUUGGUACUUAGCGAAAGCUACAACUAGUAUUAUUUUAAACUCAAGUGGCGGAUCACGAUAUCGUCAGAGAACAACUAAGCCAGUUGAUCAGAAAAAAAUCUUCAAUUAUAGUCUGUAGGAAUUAUUUCCAGUGGUAUAUAAGUUUAUCAGCUUUUGGCCAUGGUUUUCGGCUACCAGCAACUGCAGAACCAGUUCACAUCCAAAGGUGGUUUUCUAUGUCUUAUCAGGCCGCCGGCUUUUCUCAUGAACAGAUUACCAAUUGUUUGAUUAAUCAAUCCAAUUUUCACUUGCCUGUCUGCAACUAAUUCUGUCUCACUCCUUUGUAAACUGCAAGUGAACAUAUAUUUUCUUCUCCCGUUUCGAUGUUGUUGAUUGCUCAUUUACGUGCUGAUUUUUAAAAUAUAGAUUCUAUUGUGCUUCGGCGGUGGACAAUCGAACAAGACUGGACUUCCAUGGAGAGCGUCGUAUUUGGGAUGGACGUCUAAUAAAGCAGAAAAUAAAGGGAAACUCAGCUCUCUACAUUUAUACUGAUGAGGUAUUGCAAUUAAUAUGCUGUUACUUUGUUGUAUGGGAGACAAAUGGUUUACAGUGACUGAGAGUUAAUUUUCUUUUUCAUGGUAAAUGUUUACCUGCUACAGUCGAACCUCUCCAGAACGGCCACCUUGGAUCAGAGGAAAGUUGCCGUUGUGGAGAGGUGGCUUUUAUGGGGAGGUAGGGGUGUAAUACGACAAAAUUUUUUUAGGGAGUACAACAUGUUCAUUGUUCUUUUUUAAACAAUUAUUGAAUUCGGCUUUCGUAUCAUCUGAAGAAUUAUGUAGAUCGAGGAGUGGUCGAAGCGGAUAACACCCUCCGAGAUCAACAUAAUUCUUCAGAUGAUACGAAGGCCGAAUUCAAUAAUUGUUUUAUUAUUCAUUCAUAAGAAUUCUUGGUUUAAAAACAAUCAAAACAUGCUUACCAGCAUCGAUUCAAGUUCAUCUUCGGUAGUGCACGUUAAUCGGCAGGUUUAGGAGAUAAAGGGUUGUUCAGCUCCGCAAAUAUUCUCCAAAUAGCAGAUGUCGUCCUUCGAGUUGCCUUCUUGCUGUUCUUGCUAUGUGUUUAGCCAAUAGUUCGCCUAUUUCUUCCUGAUGAAACGAGUGAAACGUUCCGCUUUUUUGGUAUCACUACCAAAAUAACACAACCUCGUCCCCAGGUCUUCUCGGUUAACGGUUCAAUAAUCUGUAACUUUGCUGCUCGUUUGACGUCAUCAGUUCAAUAAGGAAAAAUUCUUCCAAAUUUGGUCAACAGUAGCUGAUUAUAAUGAAUCAUGCUUGUGAUUUUAGCCAAUUAGGAAAAAAGAAAUAUUUUGAAUGAAUAAUAAUCAUGCUUACUGUAUCCCAUAAUGAUAGUUUAAUCAUAUAUAAUAUUAUAUAUAAAAUACACAAAAAACUUGAACAAUGUUUUGAAUCAAAAUUUGAACGAGACAAAGCGAGCAAGGUUCACAACAUUCGCGAUAAGUAUCGUAGACAAUUUAUACUUACUGCAGCAGUAUAAAUGUAACACAAUCAAAAUACCAAUGCCACGAUUAAUCAUCAACGUGUCAUACGAAUCAAAUUUCAUGACCAUUCUUGACUUUUUCAUCAGUAACUGAGAAUACUGGCUGUUGUCGAGGUGUUUUUUUGGCAGUUGGGGCCACACUUUAGUGGCCGUGGCCGUUGUAGAGAGGUGACCGUUGUGGAGAGGUUUAAUUUAAACAAGAGUAAAUGUAUGGACUGUCGGUCGGGACAAAAAAGUGACCUUUGUAGAGAGGUGGCCGUUAGUGUAGGCUAGACUGUAUAUACAUGAACACUGUCCAAUACUCAACACGUAAAUGCAUGGAUGGUCUCUCCAGUAUAGUUAUUUUAAGAAUGACCAUCCCCUAUCGAAAAGUCUAGUCACCGAUUUCCCCAAUGCAUGAUUCUUGAAUGAGAGUGCCCCAAUCUGCCCUGGAAAGUAACGACUCAAAGCGAUUAGAUCUCAUGUCUUUGAUCUCAAAGCGCUGACUUAUUAACUAAUCCUGACAUGGUUAAGUUCAAUUACACUGUCAAUUAUCAAAUAAAACAUGAAAAACGUUCGUCAUUUCUCCGACAAUAGUCACUUUUCUUCAGGUGAAAGACCAUACUCAAAUUUUAGGCUUGUUCUAAUAACCAUUAAUGAAGAAUUUAAUUAUCAGGGAAGUUCAGGAAAACAGGAUUCCAUAAGCUCCAAACAGUCAACAUUGAAACGUCCUCAUGAUCAGAUGACGCCGACAGUGCAGAGCGGAUGUAGGAUUGACCAAGAUGGUAAGUUCUGUGCCAAUGUCUCUCCGGUAUAGUUCAAUUAAGAGUAACGUAUCCUAAAGUUCCCUGCAAUAGUGGGGACCAAAUUGAAAUUAAAGUAUUACCUUGCACUCUUAUACUUUUGGCACUGACCAUAAUUUAUUUCUUUCCUUCCUUGAUCCUUUCGAAAUGACGAAUUUUCAGUUAAAAUGAAGGAAAAAGAAAAAACAAGCAAACAAAUAAACAUAAGGAGAAAUUGCUAAAAAGUACCUCCAGAAAUUGCAAGUGCCUUUUACAAUUUAACACCUAAGGCAAUUGGAAAGCAGUUUUAACUUUAAAAAGGUUUUGUAGCUCAGGUGACAACUUAAUUGUGACGCUUCUCAUGUACCCUCCAAACUUCUCGCGUUCAUCUGGCCAUAACGCACGCUAAGCUUCAAAUAACCCUUGCAGGGGUAUAUUUAUUUAAUACGUUUAUUUGAUAUGAAAUUAUAACUGUUGAAUAAAUUGUAUGUCUUAAAAAUUGUCAUCACUAACUGGCUCAUUCUAAUGUAUUCCACAGACGUGUCUCUUAUGUCUCAAGGAGGAAUUUGUGCCCCGUCAGUGAUGACUCAGAACAUCGUUUCUACAGCUUCUCAAUCACAAUCAAGGAAACCUGCCAUGCACAUUGCAGAUGGACAGGCUGCAGGAAGAAAUACUGUUCCAUCAAAGAGUUCAUUACUACCGAACACAGAUCUGCAGGGUAUGGUAUCCUCAUCACUGACACCUCAACUAAACAGUUUGAGUAUUGCUAGUGCAGCUUCUGAGCAAGAAAGAGGUCAACUUGGGCAGACAGCAGCUCUUGGAUAUGAGUUGGCACAUGUUCCUUUACAAGCGACGACAAGGCAAGGGCAAGGCAAUGGUGCAGCUACAAGGAUGCUGGUUAUUCCCAGCAACUCUACCGAUCAAUCAAAGCGCGGUUCUGUUGUGAGUGCAGAGGUCGACCAAUGUGCUGGGAAAAGUGGGAGUGAGAGCAAUGCUACUGACGUACAUCAGGAAUACUCAGGAACGUCAGGAUCAGACUUUGAGGUGAAUUUGAAAGUUUUGACUGUGUUAAGCAUUAGGACUGAAACUUCACACUCUUUAAGAAAUUCUGGGUGCACACCAUGGCGUAAUAUACUUAACAAUUAUUCCACGAGGGCGCGUUGGAUAUGAGAUGAUAGAUAGCCAACGAGGCGCGUAACGCCGAGUUGGCUAUAAUCAUCUCAUAUCCAACAAGCACGAGUGGAAUAAUUGUUUUAUUAGAAACGCCCACAAAAUCUCGUUGAAUCUCCCCGACUAGAACAAACCGGAAAAGACGAGGGACUUCCGCUAUUCACAUGUCGCACGUCUAUCAAAACUGUCAACGCGCAAACGGACUCGCUUGGACUGCAUGAAUGAAAAAUCAAAACAUUGUAGCGAUGAACAUUAGUUUUUUAAAAACUCAUCGGGAUUCUAGGAUUUUACAAAGCAGAACAGCUAAAAAAACCUGGCAGAUAAUGUGAAGGAAAAGAACUUUUAAGUGACAGCCGUCGAAAUUACUGUGAAUUUAGAUUUUCGGUGCAGUUAUAAAAGUAAGAACAACGGAGAAAAACUAUUACCUCGGUCGCUUGUUAUGAAGUUGUUUGAAGCCAGAAGCUGGUUUUGCUGAACGAGAAAAGAAGCUAUACUGCCGCUUCGAUUGCUCUAGUGGAUGGCUGCAUAGCCUGUAUUUGUAGCUGUUUACUUGUGACUGAUUUACAUUUUUGAUGUCGGAUAAACAAGCGGCAGUUAUCUAUCGGCGAGUGACUCGAUCGGCGGAUGGCUCUGCGAUCAUGAUACAACACAUGUCUUUUUUCGUAGCUGGUCAGGGUACUUUAGUUCCAUGUGUUUUCAUGUGUUUUCGACAAACUUUCAAACAAGCUCUUGUGGCUUUUUUGUUUGUUUUUGUCUUUUUUCUUUCGAUGAAAUUGCAUUUCUAGUAUUCUAAGAAAUGAAUUAAAACAAUUCGCUUCGAGCGCCGUUCUAUCCUUCGCGAAAAAAAAUCUCAGCUAGCUUCCAAUUUUAAACUGACGCGUAGACCGACCAUAUAUGGAGAGCAUGGUAUAAUAGCUCAUAUACCAUAACGGCUAAGCCAAUCAAAAUGCUAGAAUUGCAUUAUCCAAUGAUUCAGUUUUUAAUAAAUAUUCCGUUUCUGAAUCACGAUUUUCCCUCGUUUAUGACUAUACUUUCAAGAACAGAAACAAAUGACCAAAACAAAAAGGAAGCAUCCGCUUACUUUUUAACACUAAAUUACUUUCAUCCCUGUUUUAAAUUACAGGUGAUAAUCUCUCCUUUAUUGUAUUGUUACAUCUAUUUUUUUACACUAAAAUCACGCUUCCCGUUCUUCGUUGUUGUUGUUACUAUUGUUCUCUACUGCAUCUGAACUUUUGGGUACAAAUCGGUGCCGGGUUUUCUCCCGAAGUCACAAUUAACCAGUAACUUCCGAAUCUAACAACUUUCCUCAAACUGAUUCUCGUGGUACCGAAACUAAAAUCUCGUGGUAAACCCUUAGUCCACGCUAACCUAUACCAGCGCCUUUUUUGUCGUAGUCUAACAUCAUCUUUCGAGAAGUGGAAAUUAUCACAAAUGAUUAUCUCAGAUUUUGUCUUAGUCAGUGUAAUUGACAUAAUUGAAAGUUUUCUUCGUGUCGUCCAAUUCAACCUGUAAUCAUUCUCGUGAUUAAACAUAUCGAACGAUCGAGCAAAAUGACUUUUAUAUGAUUACAGACCGAGUUGUUCUUUACUUAGUCCUAUUUCCCGUUGUAAGUCAGUCUUGCUCUAGACCUAUUACCAUUAUAAGCAUGAUGUGUUUAGUGCCUUUAAUGAAGCCAUCUUCUGGUGACGUAAAAGCGUUUUGCAACAGUUAAUAUCACUGAAAGUAUUUAAUUGUUUGUUUUUUUGUGUUGUUUAUAGUCGCAAUUAUCAGACUCGGCGGUAGAGAGGCCUUCAGAUUCGGGAAUUGAAGGAAGUGACAACCUCUUUAUUGUCGACGACAGUAAGUUACUAGAACUGCAAAUACUAAUCUAAUCAAGGUAGUCCUCCAACAUUUGCCUGUUGCUUGUUUCAGAUUUAAUGUGUGUGCGUGUGUGUUUUUUUUUUUCAAGCAGAUACUCUUCAAUAAGCAGUUGACAUAGGUUGCAUUCCUUUUAGCCAAACUUUUUUCGGAUUUGGACAAUCCAGAUUGUUUGGAUUUUCGUGCUAGUCGGAACAAAAAACUGAAAUAAGAUUGAUCCUACAGAAGCUGCCUACCGCUCCGAUCUUCUUGUCAAUUUUAACGCAUCGUUAUUACGUCUUUCUGCUAAAUUAAACAUCUUGUCGUGGAGAAAGGGAAAAACAUUCGCUCUUUAACUAGUGGUGUUUCAUACUGGGACUCGUCAACUCGUCAACUUCUCAAGCGCUGAGAAGCGCGCUCUAAACACACACAGACAUUCAGGCCAGUAUAGUUUUACGGUAAGAAAAUCUAAGCGUUUUCACUUCCUAACGGAUUUAGAGUGACAGUGGAACUUGAAUUUAAUAUACUACAAUCCUUUAGCGGCAUAGAACAACGAAGGAGUAAAAAUAACUUUUGACUGAGCUAACCUCGAACUGCCGUGUUAAUAAUAUUGAUGAACGAGCACGUUUUUGCACGUUUUUUACAAGGAUCUGAAACCAGAUUGAGAUACCAAUCUGAAUGAUCCACGUUCAGAGGUAGAUCGUUCGGAUUGCAAUCUUAGAUUGGUUUAGUCCUUAAUGGAACAAAAAAUCGAAUUUUCGAUCCCAAAAUCCGGAUUUAGAUUGGCUAAAAGGAAUGCAACCAUAAAUCGAGCAAUAUUUUUUUUCGUAUUUGUGCAUUUUUCCGCUCAAUUUAAGUCAGUAGUUAAGCUAUUUCGUCUUGGGAUUGCCAUGUUCUCAGUUUUCGCGCUCCUGCAAAAACAGCUAGGCUAGAUAGAUAUAUAGAUAAAUAUAGAUAGAUAGAUAGAUAGAUAGAUAGAUAGAUAGACAGACAGACAGACAGACAGACAGACAGACAGACAGACAGAUAGAUAGAUAGAUAGAUAGAUAGAUAGAUAGAUAGAUAGAUGUUCUUGAGGUCGGUUUAUAUGGAAUGUGUGCUGUGCGCACGCCGAUCUCGCAAUGAAGAUAUAAGAAAAAAGUUGACCUGCAAACUCGCCCAAAUUUACUUUACAGACCCGUUCCUUCCACUUUCAAGACUAGAGAAAUCUUCAUGAAGAAUGUUGCAUAAUUUUUUUUGAAAUAACAUUUUGAGCGUAUUUUGAUAGCAUUUUUUCUAUACAAAACAUGAAUUUAGUAACACGCAUACAAAAUUUCAUGCACUUUACUUCGCGACCCGCGGAAAGGUACCUCAAACCACGACACCUCUGUUAUUUAAGGGUUAUUUUCUACUAUUGAUUUUUCUUCUUUCUUGUAGCGGUUGUAAAUAUCUGUCCUGGUUCUGGCUCUGUAAAGGUAAUUUUUUUUUUAAAUAACAGUUUACUAAAGAACGUUUUUAGUAAAAACCGAACAACGACGCGGACUUUGUUAGACGAAACACCCACAGUAACGCUGAUUCCAACACUCAGACCAACGUCAACACUAGCCCUGUUACGACAACGACUAUACCGUACAUCAGAGGCUCCUCUGAAACUAUCACACGUAUACUACAACCUUACGUGUUCCACACAAACCGAUAACCACUUUAAGACGACUGCCUACUACUGUUAAGGACAAAGACAAACCGGAGGACAGACAGGGAGCCGACGAGUAUGCAAGAUCAAAUGCUGCGACUGCCAGGCCACUUACAUUGGUGAAACCGGCAGAAACCUUAGCACGCGACUGCCUGAACACAAACGAGCGACAAGAAAUGGUGACGACAACAUUCACAUUGCUGAUCACCAAGUUACAGACGAAACAUCAAAUCAACUGGGACUCUGCGACAUGUAGUACGUAAUUCUACGGACUGCCACCAACGACUCACUUUAAAAAGCUGGUUAAUUUUUACUAACUACAAGAACAAACACCACUGAAUCGUAAUCAACAAUUACCGGCACCGUGGACUCAAGCAAAACUGGACAACCGACAAUAAUAAUUAUAAAAGUAGAUUAUAAUUAUCAUAAAAAAAUCCCCCAGAGUCCUUUGAGGCAAUUUUUUUAAAAAGCCUUAUAACGUUGACAAUAUUAUACGUAGAAGACUGUCAGACCACAACAAGAUAACAUUUGCCAUAAAAUAUCUUCCCAUGUCACAUCCAAAGUAAUGACAUCAUCAGUCAUGUGACUAUUUCCGAAUUAGGUUUUUUUAAUUGCUAUGACAAGAUUUCAUUAACGAGUUAAAAACAAAUAGCAUAUUUUAGGUUUUAGCUGUGUGGGGCAUUUAAAAUUAACCAGUUGACGUCUGGCAUUUAAAAUUUAAGGGGGUAAUGAACGUGAGCGAAAAAGUCACGAGACUAGGUCGUGGGCUGUAGAGAGUCAACCUUUUAUCACACGCAGAGAAAAUUUGCAGGAAAGUAAUGUUCUACCUGAUAAUUUUUUUUUCAUGACCAAAAGAGGGAGAUGACGUCAUCAGUCACGUGAUCAAAGCGUUUUGAAUGUUUCAGUUCGUUUUUAAAGUACCUGUUUUGUCAUGAAUUGGCAAGUUUUUGCUGUUCUUCUCAACAAUUCUUGAGACUUUAUUGUCUCUGAGUAAUUAUUAUUCCAUUUCAAAGCAGAACCAAUUAAAACUGAGCCAGAAGUUUAAAAGUUGCGUAAAUUGACCGAUAUUGCAAGUUAAAAUCGAAAAGGAGACCUACUCUUGAGGCUUUUGUAAAAUCCUUUUUCAACUUAACUGUUUGUUUGCCGAAAUAAAUGUUCAACGGUUGUUAAUAAAGGAGAACUUUUAAAACUAAAAGAAUGUAUUUGGCGGCCAUAUUGUUUUUCUUCAUUCCGGGGAGAGAGGUCAUGUAGCAGCUUUUCUAACCCUAAAGGCCAAAUGGUUUGCUACCCUAACCUAAAGCAAUGGAAAUAAUGAUGAACAAUGUUGUGUUAAUGUUUUCCCCGACCGAUGAAAAGACACCUUACGAGCAGGGAGAGAAUUGUUCGGUGAUACGGUUCAGUCGGUAGCCGUGCGAUCGAUAGCUCAUAAAUUUCUUAAACUUUCACUGUCAUGGACCAAGCCUGAAAGAGUAUUAAUGGGUUUAUUGUGAUCUUAUUUAUGUCUCGGGUAUAUCUUUGUCCUUUGUUAACAUCGCCUACUAUAUUUGGCAAAGGGUGGAAUCGGGUUCUACAUUGCCUUGGAUAAAGCGUUGCCAGACGAAGUAAAGAAGGGAGUAGCAGUGUUUGAAGGAGUUGCAGCUGUCACAGUAGACAAAACGAAUUCCUUGGUGCUAUCUGGAACUGUCCCACGUAAGUAAUAGUCACAUUUAUUGAAAUAUGUAUAGAUUAACAUGAACGUAUAAGUAUUCAUUGAAGUUUCAGGUUAUCUCAUCAAGGUUCAAAAUAAUAAUUAUCAGUUUGUGCUCCCACUAUAUAAACGUUUGCAAAAUUUUGCUAUUUAACUUUCCUUUACAUGUUGUAGCAUUUCACUUUGAAUUAACAUUUAUGGUGUUAGGAGUAGUUGCUGUGUUUGUAUAAAUUCUGAAGGAGGGUGUAUCAAGAUUUGACCGAUCCACUUGUCUCCAUCUAGUGGGGCGAGGUAUAUAGCAACACUCAUAGUUGCUAUGUGCUACAAAACUAUAUCAAAACUAUUGGGUUUCCCCUUUCAUUAAUUAGCUUCCCAUCAAAAUGACAUCACCCCGAUGAAUUAAAGUGUGCUGUAGCAUAUGGUAUGACAUUAGUGUUUGACUUAUGCGUCUCUCAUUGUCGUACCUUUUCACUUCUCUUUCAGCUUCUCAGGAGGUUGGCGAAGUACCCGUUACUGUGACAACUGAAUCUGGCAAAGUUAUUGGAUAUACCAUGUUCAUAUACAAAGACGAUGUGAAUGAGAUGGUGAAACAAAUUGUAGAGGAUCGUACACUCCAAUCAGAGUUCUUUGCUAAGCUUUCCAAAGAGCUGGCAAAGGAAAACCUUGCAAGUGACCUCCAAAAAACAGAAGCCCUAGGUCCAGUGCAUGUUCCACACGUUGGUAAAAGUAAAAUAAAGUUUAGUCCUGUUUCCGGAAUUUUUGCAUCAUAUUGGUACUUAAUUUCGCAGGUCUUUAAUUUCGCGUCUUACGCGAAAUUGCGAAAUUGAAGACCCGCGAAUCGUAUGAAAAUCCUCACCAAAUUAAAACACGCGAAAUUUAAUACCCGUUUAGAAAAUUCAAAUCACAUUAAAAAAAUGACUAACAUUUAACAUAUAGCAACAAUAAACUUGAAUGACAAAAAGAUCUACAACAAACUUCGUCACAUGUCUUGCUGUUUAAUACAAACGUUUCGCCCUUCGGGCUUCUUAAGUGUAUUUACAAAAUCAAAGCCUGGAUAAAAAAUACACAAUUUGGAACAGCUAUCUUUAUACUUUCGAGGUGAAAAUAAGGCUACCUAAUACGUUAAAAAAGCAAGACAUCCACAAUGGUACAAAUUAAAAAUGAGACGGUAAAAAACUAUUAAUGAGAGUAGGUGGUAAAAGUUAAGUCAUUGCCGAAACACAACAGGUUCCCCAAUCGGCGCUUCUGAAUCAAAUCAAAAGGAUUAACAUAACAUAAUCCAAGAGGGCACACCUUAAACAAAAAGUAAUAAGGUACAAACUAAAGGCCUAUGAUUGGAAAACAACAAUAGAAGAAUAACAGAAUCCCUGAGAGGACCCCCUGAGUGCAAUUGUGGUUGUCUUGCUUUUUUAACGUAUUACCUAACCUUAUUUUCACCUCGAAUGUAUAUAGGUAGCAAUUCCAAAUUGUGUAUUUUUUACCCAGGUUUGGAUUUUGUAAAUACACGAAAGAAGCCCGAAGGCCGAAACGUCUGUAUUAACCAGCAUGACAUGUGAGGAAGUUUGUUGUAGAUCUUUUUGUCAUUCAAGCAUAAAGUUUAGGUCUAAACAUUUUGAAUCCUCUGAAUCCUUUGAAAAAUAAAAUGAAAGUUGAAAGCGCUUAAAUCGCGAAAUUUAAUAGGCUUUUUCAUAUUUUCAUAUUUAGAUCGCGAAAAAUAAAGCCCCGCUGAAUACUAUCUCGCCAAAAUCGCGAAAUAAAGUACCCGCGAAUUAAGUACCAAUAAACUUAUUCAUAUGAAUAGUUUGCUAUUCUCAAAUGUCUUCUUAUCCCGACUGAAUAAUGUUUUGCCACCUGGCUUCUUGAUUCACUUAGCUCGAAGUCCACAGCGAAACAAUAGUCCCCUUCCCUGUUAUAAUCCGUUUUCUGCUAUCUGAUAUGGAUUGAUGGAGAUGAUGACGUUAGAGUUUUCCAGAAUUUAGCUUCUCUGUAUUGAGCUGCGCGUAGCCGCCCAUAAAAACGCCUAAAAAAAGUAAAAGUAAGACCAAUGUCUUGAGUUUUAAACUUGUCAAUAAACGUGAAGCAAAAAGCAGUAGCAAGGAAGCUCACGAGACAGUUGCCCCAAAAUUUUUGGUUUUCCCGAAGACAUUGCAGACAUCAUGGCUUCAGGGCGUUACCACCCAUACAGUAUUUUCUUGACUUGAGUAUGAUUUGAUUCACCGUAACUUGCAUCGACAAUUGCAACUUUCAGAUUCUUCAGUUGAAACAAAGCAAACGCAGUCGGUUGAACUGCUUCAGCUGCUGGAUUACAACGCAGCGAAAAGAGAUGCUCGGUGGUUUAUUGAAACAGUCACCUCUGCUGGCCAGGAUCUUAACUACUACGAGGACAGAACACCAUGGCCUGAGAAUGUCGCGCCCGCUCAUGGCAAUGUGGAAUUAGCUCCUCUCCAAGAUGUGCACCCAAGGUAUUGUGUAACAUUGCAUGUGGGUCACCCUCAUGUGUAUUAAGGCUUGGCUCAAGAAAGAUAAUAGAUUUUUUUUUCACAUUUAAUAAUUUGUUUAGUGGGACAAAUCAAAUUAUGGCAAUUUUAGGGAGGGAUUAUUGAAGAAGAGGCAAAUAAAUUGUGACUGUUUAAAAGGAGAACUUAUUAGAGAUAAAACGAUAAUUUAGUGAAUUUUACUUCAAAGUGAAACAUUUCUGUAAACUUUUUUUGUUAAAUGUAUGAAGUAGUAAGCUCCCCAAACUUUCAUCUAUUUCACGUAAUCCUUUUUUGCUAGUACACUUCACAUGAUUUAAAUUUCCUUUUUUCCGGGCAAAAUGUUUAAUCGAAAUUUGAAAAUUCUAAGAAAAAAUGCCUUUUCGUUAUUAAUUUAAUGAUUUGUAUGGCUUCUACGAAGAGGAUUUAGACUGUUCCUUUUUAUCGUGUCCACGUGUAAAUGGAAACCACUAAUUCAUGAAGCAAUACAAGUGACUUAACAAAAAAUUAAUGUACUUAUAACUAAUAAGCUUCAGAAUACAGAAUGGACGACGCUUUAGGAAGCGGAAAAUUAUGUUCAAAAUAAUUCAAAUGUAACCAAUUAUAGGAAACACUACUGUGACGUCAUUAGGAAAAGAUAAUCACGUGGUGUGAUAUGGUACGUUUAUUUAAUCAAACAAGUGAAAUGUUAGUUUCCAUCCAUUCGGAAGCGUGAUAUUGUAAAAAUCUAGUAUAAUAGGAAGGGAGGGUGGGGGGACAGUUAAGUUAAAAUCCAAGCCUUAAUACACUUCAGCAGGAUGAUCCACGUUUUUACCUCUUCUAUGAAUGAAGCUCAUUGCUAUAUUACCAAUUAGCAUAUGCUUUGGUACCAUUGUACCAUUAAUGCAUACUCUCACUGAGUUACACUCUGCUCUCAAGCAGUAGUGAUAAAACGAAUACUUUAGUGCGGUGGUUAAUAUCACCACAGAGGCACAUUUGUUCAAACACUGAACCACGGGCCGAACAUCAACGAGGCUGCGGAGCAGGAAGGUCAGGGUUAUCCACGUCGGAACCAAUAGUAGCCAAGUCUUCAGCAGGUUGACCAACGCGGACAGAACUACAAGGGAGCAUUCGAUCAAGACACGGUAUACCUAAGAAAAGGCAGUUCGGUAGAACAUCCAUACCCCACCCCGGGGCGGAUCUAGUGGGGGGGGGCAGGGGGUGCGCCCCCCCCCUCCCCCCCCCCCCGACAUGACCUGCGGUUUUCUAAUACAACUGGUAUUCUGCAAAAAAAAAGGUGGUUUAUUGGUGUUGAAGUAGAGCAAGAGUGCACCCUCUCCUAAAAAAAAUCCUGGAUCCGCCUCUGCCACCCACGGAGGAAAUUGGAAAUUCUGUUUGGGAGGUGCCUUAGAAAUUCCACAGUUUGUAUCAAAAAAAAGGUUGAAGUUCCUUUUACAAACCCCCCGUGAAGAUGAUAUGGGUAUUUUGUAAAACUGUACAAUUACAAAAGCUUGUGAUUUACUGUUUCAUGCAAAACAUUUGUCAAAAUAUUGCAUGCCAUAUUCACUGUUUAUGAGGCACGAAUUUUACUUACUAUAACUACCCCUUUUUCAAGCAUUAAAAACAGUGUUUCUUUCCCGUAUUUUUCUUGUCCUCUUCCCCCUACCCCCUGCACUUUUUGACCAAUCCUUAAUUCAAAUUAGUCAGUGCAAUCGAUCUUGGCAUCUCAAAACCUUAGCCCGACCAAGUAGAUCACACAAUUUAAUUAUUCUGAUUUUUUGACUAAUUUCUGAACUCAUCUGUGUAACUUUCAUUUUUACAUUUCUUGAUGAAAAAAACAGGUGCAUUUGUUUUAAAAUUGUUAUUAAUUUGCCAUUAAAGGAUGUCUCCCAAAUGCUUCAAAUUGUGUGUCACUCUAACCCACAUUUACUUCAGUUCUUUUUUCUUCAAAUCUUUUAAUCUGAAUUUUGUCGGUUCACCUGUCGUGGACCAAAUAUAUAAUUUAUUUUUUCUUUGAAAACAGGUUUCUCUAUUGCUGGUGGAAUACGCUUGGUGAAAUUUUGGUGAAAAAUUUUUGACUCAGCUUGUAACGUUUUGUUACCUUUGUACUUACAGAUUGUUCCCCAAUAGAAAUGCUCAUUCCACUCUAAUUGACUGGUUAGAACUUGAAGAAGCAGUGCAGAAACAAUCUUGUAAGUAAACUAAAAAAAAAUGAUAUUUACAACUUUUGAAUUUUCUUUCUUUUCUUUUGUUUCCAAUCUAAUUGCAUGUUAAUGUCAUUGAUGCGUGUUCUUGUCAGGUUCUAUUUCAUUUUGUUUCGUUUUCACUGUUAAAACAAGUGUUGUGUAGCCACUAGCUCCGGGCUUUGGUUGAAAUAUUAGGGUUCGUUAUUGUAAACGUUAUUUAGUCCAGGAGGUAUCCAUUUCUGGAUACUAUGAUGACGUUACCGAUAAUGGGAUCUUAGAGCUUUUAGUCGACUGCGAGAACAAAGACUGUCUGUAGAGAAAUGUCUGUAGAGAUGUAGUAGCUUAAAAAGAUUUAUUAAUCUGGUCAAUGUAUGAAGUUAUUGUAUCUAUUUCGUGGUUCUAUUUUCUCUUGGUCGCACUUCUUUUGUUUUGGUUUGUUCUCGUUCAAUCAUGAUCACAUGGCAGGAAUAUGAAUAUGCAGGAGUGGAUUUCUCCUGGACUGAUUAUAAGCGUCGUUGAAAAAGCGUUGUCAUUUUGUUUGACCGAUGACCACCUUCUUUUUGAAAUUGGCUAUACUAUACAGCUAUCCCCCAAAGGGGACAAAAAGUGGGGGGGGGGGGGGGGGGGGUUGUAUAGUAGUUAAGAGGUGGUGUGUGCUGGUGGGUGUGGUGUCAUAUUUAUCUUCGGUGUAUUGUGUUGUUGUUUUCUACUUUGAUCUCUCAUAUUUGUUUUUAGGAUCGAUAACCAACUAGUAACCGCGCAACGGGGGGAGGGGGGGGGGGGGGGGGGGGGGGGGGGGUAACUGUUUUAGUUUUUACCAAAUCUGUCGGCUAAGAACUAAGAAUGAAAAAGCGUGCAAGAUUUUAUGUCAACUUCAGUUACCAAAUAUUAAUUUACCGCAGUCUAAACAUCGAAAAUACAAUAUCCCGUUGCUUUCUUUGUGAUGGUGCGACUGAUUCAUUUUUCGGGGAACGGGAAGCUAUUUAUUGCCUCCCAUCCCAAAACACUACAAUCCAAGAAUAUUUCGAGUUACGGGAGCUAAUCAAAAUAUUGCUACCGACUGAUCUGGUAAGUAAUAAUAAUACUAUAACAUUUGCGGGAAAAAAUUCAAUAGAAUGAGCAGACAAAGCAGUAACAAUAAAUAAAAGAAUAUCACUUAUAAAACAAACACUCAAAUUUAUAGCUGUUUCCAAUCUUUGCAUUAUACUCUGCAGUGUAGACAAUUUAGUCCCUAGCUUUGUUUUAGUUAACUGAAUUUACUUACCUAUGCCACUGAUAUUAAUAUUAUAAAGGAAAUAAAGGGAAUAAAGGAAAUAAAGGGAGACUAAAUCCCAGAAUCAACCAUAAGAGGACAGAGAAAAAAUCUGGGGCUCAGAUUUUUUCUGUGUCAUCUUAUGGUUGAUUCUUUACAUCUCCCUUUAUUUCCUUUAUGAAUUUACUUAACCCAUGAAAAGUAGGUAGUAGAAUACAACGAGCUAUCGUGUACUUAGUGUUAUUCUAUUGUCUUCUUUUGUUUAUUUGUUUCAUUAGCGGUAACCAUAAAAGACGUGCCUUUUCGAAUGUCCUGUAUGUUAAACUCUCUUUGGCUGUUUAGAUAAUAAUGCUGGACACUUGGCUUUUUUGGUUGCUUUUCAGUGGCGACACUUGAAUCACCGACACGCGUGGACCUGUCUGAUGAUGAAGACGAUGACUCAAGUGAUUACUUUGCUGAUGCUGAAACGUCUUCAUGUGGAUCCUUUGACGAUGAGAUUGGGUGGUGUGGAAUUUCCGAAAACAAGGGUAGGUUUGUGUGCCCUGUAAAGGCUUCUCUCUCCCACCUCCCCAUCUCUAUCGUUGCAGUCCCCGCCCCCAAAUAUGGCCGACCUCUCAUUCUAACACCAGCCUUUCCAAAGGGUCAUUGCUUCCUUCUUCUAUCGGAGAACUGCAAUUGCCAUGUUUACCUUUCACCUUGUCAUGUUCGUCGCUAUAUACAGUGGCGGAUCCAGACCUUCAGAUAAGGGAGGUGGCGGGGGGUGGGCGGUUAUCCAGACCCGGCCUAAGAUAAGGGGGGUUGGUUUAAAAAAAUUUUUUUCGGCCGUUUGGGCCUCAUUUUGGUCUAAAUAUAAGGGGGCGGCCCCCCCGGGCACCUCCCAUGGAUCCGCCACUGAUAUAGCUGUUAUUAAUUACGUCUGGGAAAAAGAAUGUCUUCUAAAAUGAACUAUGGCACGGUGGCUAUCAUGUGAGGACAAGGAGAAAUGCUUGCAGGAAUUUUUUUCGUCAAUCGUUCUCCUUGGCCUUUGUUCAUUUAUUGUUUAAGAAUCGCUGAUAGAAUUUGUUUUUGCUAACAGAGCGUUGUGUACAAGACGAAAUUUCCAGUGAAGUGCAAAACAUCAGUGAGUAUGAUGACCUUCCAAUGCCGUUUUUAUCGAGAGCAUCAUUCACCAAGGAUGAGAGGAUAAUAGAAGAAUCCACCAAGGGAGAAAGCUCAAGUGAAUACAUUUCUUUAGCUGGGGAGCAAAGUUCUUCUUGUUUGGAUAAAGAAGAAACUGGAGAGUUCACAGAAUUAUCGAAGUUUUUUCCUAUAAAAGUAAUCUUGGUCAAGCCUAAAGGUACAGUGCCCCAUGCCUCAUUCCUACUUUUUAACACCUUAUUUCACUUGAGAUUCGUGUAAAAAAAAAAUUAAAAUGGCGAGUAAGUCUUGCUUAACAGUUACUAACUGUGUAGUCAGUACAUCCUACUCUUAUUUUGGUAUAGAGUGAUUUUACUUGACCCGUGAAACAGAUACUAACAACUAGUAAAUAAUAGCAACAGAUAAACAAAAGAAGACAACAGAAUUAGUGCACAAUAGUGCGUAGUAUUCUACUACCUAUAUCACGAGUCAAGUAACACUCCUGCUCGAUCAACCUUCUCUGAAGCUUACAAAAAGGCAGUCUAGAGAAGAAGUAACUUAUUAGCAUCUCGUUUUAACUAUAUAUAAGCACUUUUCAAGGGCAAUGUUUAUAUGGCAUUAAGGUGCAUAUAUUAUGCAGGUGUUAUGCAAAAUUAUUCACCAUGCGAAAGCUAUUCUUGUUUUAUCUUCUAGGCAGUAGUUCGUCGUACGGCUAUUUCUUCUUCGCAAAACUUGUGCUGGAAAUAGCGUGUCAUAAUCUCCAGCGCUACCAAAACAGCUGAGCUACCGCACCAUAUGCUUUGUGUUUUUGUUCCAUUAAAUGUAAACGUGACAUGGUAUCGGCAAAAAUAUUCCAUAGUUGACCAAGGGUAGUUGGUCUUGAAGAAUUAUCGUGCGAUUUCAGGCCGAAAGAUCUCUUCAGCUUGUAUGUUUUGUUUUCCCAACGAAGGUCAUGUGACAAUAUUCUCCAAAUUUCGUCUUGUUCACGUGCAUACUGUUUGUAGGCAUUAUUCUUGAAAAGACAAACAGUCAAAUUCCCCUGAGACUCUCCUGCGUCGCAGACGCUCUAAACCUUCUGCAUACAGCUAUUUUGAGAAAGAUUGUCGGAAGAAAUGUGUACGCGACAAUCCCGAAAGGUAGUAUGGGAUAUGAUCAAUACACUGUUCCUGUAGCUGUCGAACCUACUUUUUUUUUUUUGCUUUCCUUAGCACUCGCAAACAAACGUCCAUGGCCUCUAGUGCAAUUCCUUCACAUUUCUUUGAAGAACAUGGAACUCAAAACCACCCACAAUACCUUUCGGGGUUGUCGCGUGCAUUUUUUCCGACAACCUUUCUCGAAAUAGCUGUACAUGUAUUCAAAAUGUGCUAAAACCCAGACGAUGGAUUCUGGACGAUAGACGAUAGACGGUGGACGAUUGUCAAAUUGUCAAAGACUUUUUAAUGAAAUUCAAGCUUGAGAUGCUCCAGUUUUAGCACAUACAUUUUUAUUUUAAUUUGAGGGGGCAAAUCUCGGCCUCACUUUUCAUGUCACAAUGGCUCAUUUAAAACUAGAAAUACGUGUGUCGCAGACCCUUGCGAAGCUGAAGGGAAAGGGCCGACGGAUCAAAAACAAACAAACAAAACAACAACAAGAACAACAACCCUAGCAAGAAAGAAGAACUUCGGCGGGCUGGAAUCCGCACCCCAGAGAACCUCACGCAUACUAGGAAGAGAGCUUAACCAUUACACCAGUGAAUCCUACACGCUUUUACCCUCCGAGCAGAGUCUCCUUCGAUCUUCCUAGAUGAUCGAAGGAGACUCUGCUCGCAGGGUAACACGCUUUUCACAGUGAAAAACAUUUUAUACAACGCAUUUGGCCCUGGAAAGUUUGAAAGAAAACGUUGUUUGAAGCUAGUCGAGCAGUUUUAAAAAUUAGAUUUGAGGAAAAUAAGCAAGUUUUGGUGACAAAUUUGACGAAAAAGUUCAAAAAUUUGCACGCCGGAGCAAAACCGCGUGCGUGAAUUCACGUGCUCUUCACAUUUGUUUUUCCCUUUUUCCUAAAAAAUGUAAUGACAAUAAAGGUCGCUUUAACCAAUGUGUGGAUCUAAAUCCUAUAAACCAUUGUGCUUUUUUCUUUCACGGAUUCUAUUUUAUAAAGUGUCUUAAGUGUUGGCAACACGUUAAGACCGAUAAAAACAUCUAUUCGUUUUUGCCGUUACCAGCAAUCAGGCGAUUUUUUUUGUUUGCAAGGGAAUUUUUUCCCCCGCCCAAAAAAAACAUCGCCUGAUCGCAGGUUGCCCGCGAUUGAGUGACAAAUUUGAAUUUUAAAAUAAUUAAUAAACGCUCGUGUAACAAGCCUCACAUAGUUUGUAGUAACUAUGACCGUCGUAAAAAUGUCUGUAAAAAUGGUAUCGUCUAUCGUCUAUCGUCCAGAAUCUAUCGUCUGCGUUUUAGCACAGUCGUAUUCAAAUGGUUCAGUGGAGUGCGUGGGCCGGCUGCAACGCAGGCUACCUCCGCUGAGACCUUCAUUCGGAAAACAAAACAUAAAAGCUAAAGAGGUGUAUUUGAAAGGGAGAAACAUUUGAUCAAAUAAUAAUGUCUUUGUUAACUUUAAGCAUCUGAGAUCAAGAAUGACAGGGUAACAGAAGAAGAGUCCACCCAAGCACUAACCAUACGGGAUUUGACUCCAGGCACUCAUGUCUUUAUCUUGGAAAGACGUUUCUAUGAUCAUCAUGUAUGGGUCAUUAUUGUAAUAUCUCUUAAAAUUAACCUCCUACUUAUAAAUAAUACAAAGUAUAAAUCUUUUUGGAUGGUUUAUUGUGUAGUAUCGUGCAACAUUCUUUUAAAGGGUUUUACAAGGUUUUGCAGGUGUUUUGGGAAGUUUGUAUCAGUGGCGGAUCCAGACCUUCAGAUAAGGGGGGUGCCCGGUAAUCCAGACCCUGACAUAAGGAGGGGGGGCCGGUCUCCCAAAAAAAUUUCUCGGCCCUUCGGGCCUCAGUUUGGUCUAAAAAUAAGGGAGGGGCCGGGCCCCCCGGGCCCCUCCCCUGGAUCCGCCACUUUGUAUAACAAAUGGUAUUGGCCGAUUUAUGUUUGUACGUUGGGGACGGUAAAGGGGGGGGGGGGGGGGGGGGGGUUUGUCACCUUUUUUUUAAAAAAAAACGGCCGGUUUCCCAUUUCAGGGCAAAAAAAUUCGGCGUUUCCCUUUCAAAAGAAAAAAAAAAAACACCAAAAAACGCUUCCACGGGGAAAAAAAAGAGGUUAAAACAAUCACCGGCCAAAACAAAGGAAAAUUAGGACUUCAAGAAACCACCCUCUCCUCCCCCCACCAUUUAGAUCUAUACCUGUAUACAUAAACUUGUCUGUCGCGCUGGGGGGCCGAGUUAGUCGAAAAAAGAGGGGGGGGGGCCCUCCCCCGGGGCCCCGCUCGUGGGUGCAGCUUUUGGGUAAAGAUUUUGGUGUGGGCUUUUUUUUUUUGGGGGGUGGGGGGGGGAAGGGGGGGGGGGGGGGUGGGUAUUGAUCACUUUUCAUGUAAAAUCAACUGGCCGUUUCACAUUUCACGGACAAUAAAUUCGGCGUUUUACGUUUCAGAAGAAAAAAUAAAUCACCAAAAUCACGUUUCACGAGGAAUAGAAAGGUGAUUUCACAAUUCACGGCGAAUAAAACAGGCAAUUCAUGGUUCACGAAAAUACCCUUUACCACCCUCUACCGUGCGUGGUCUUGAUUUGAUUAGGUUUGUAGUUGUCAACAAUUUUAUAGUCUAACUCAUCAAUUUGAGUGUCAUCUUGAAGUAGGCAUGCUUGGGAUGAAAGCUAACUUUGGUUUGGUUAAUAUUUGUCAAACUCCCAUUGGUUAAUAUUAAUUGUACUCGGAGGCACAACGGUGUAGUUUUGUUUUCACCCUUGUGUCCCUUCUGUUAGCUUACCGAUGUUUGUCCUCUUUCGCAGCUAUUCUAAGUAUUUUUAACGUAGUUUUGUUUGCUUCUCGAUCGUUUUAUACUUUUUGCACUUUAUGGCUUUCUCACUUUCUUUCUGAGAUUUUAUCGAAAACCCUGAUAUCGCGUUAUUCUCUCAGAGGACUAGGGAACUUGAAUUCAGGGGCAGAUGA
This is a messenger RNA of Porites evermanni, 31177 nucleotides long. The record is from the annotation of a GenBank genome assembly. Lineage: Eukaryota; Metazoa; Cnidaria; Anthozoa; Scleractinia; Poritidae.